This is a messenger RNA of Pseudomassariella vexata, 1105 nucleotides long. RefSeq names its product small secreted protein. The coding region runs from base 456 to 965 and encodes 169 amino acids. Lineage: Eukaryota; Fungi; Ascomycota; Sordariomycetes; Amphisphaeriales; Pseudomassariaceae. The record is from RefSeq and is a predicted model, not a curated record. The transcript has a single exon.
CACGGUUUCAGCCAAGCUUAGCCAAGCGCAGCCAAGCGGCCAAGCCCUUCACCAUCUCAUGUUCCGUCUCGGGUCCACAUGCAGCCAAGACUGAGAGAGCAAUAUGCGCGCGUGAGGCUCAAGUCACGAUGCUGAAAGCAGAAGAUCGUCGGGAUGAGGAGCCAAACCCAAGAGGUCGGUGGUCUGGUCGUAUGGAAAUCUGAAGACUAUAAGAUAUUCGACUGUCCGGCCUCCAACCUGGUUUCCCUUCUCUCUCAUCAUCACACUUCGAGCCAAUCAUUCCUCAGCCCGGUCUUCUUCUUCUCUCUUCACCCACUUACAGCUGUGCUGUCUUUCACUUCUAGCCAACUCCUCGAUCAUUUUUUGUCAAUCUUCACAUUUGUUUCGCUAGUCGAGCAAAUCCAUACGAUCAGUCAAUCACUAUAAUCAAAACUUCAGCCUCAACAUCCAUCACUAUGCGUUUCACCACCGCCUUCGUGGCCGCCUUUGCUGCCUCCGCCAUCGCCGCCCCGACCAGCCUGAGCAACAAGGCCCACAAGCGCGGCGUCUUCACCACGCAGACCUACAACGACAUCUCCAUUUCUGGCGGAGUUGCCGGUAACGCCGAGGCCGAGGCCCUAGCUGUCUUCUCUGCGCUCGACAUCGAUAAUGCGGACGAGGCCGACAUCGACUUCCUCAGCUCGGUCAACAGCAUCUGCAACGACGCCGAGGAGGGGGCCUUCAACCCGGCCAUCGACGAAGCCGACGGCGAGGAGGCUGACGCCCUCCAGCGCGGCAAGAUAAAGAACAAGGUCCUCAAGCUCGAGGCCACCCUGCUCCGCCUCCAGAUCGAGCAGGCUCAGGGCGCUGAUGUCGCCGAUGAGAUUGCCGCUGAGCAGAAGAAGCUCGACAACAACAUCUCCCAGGAUGUCGAGGCUGCUGGCCUACCGUCCACUGCCCUGGAGUUUGAUGCCACCACUGCUUAAGCGAUAUGGGAUUUUGGCAAAACAAUUCGAGAAAUGACAAGUGGGGUUGUCGAGAAUUGUCUGGGAACUUGAAAACAGAUAUCAUGAAGGAGUAAACCUAAUUACCUAGUAAUAGCUGGAAUGGACAAUAAUCUCUCGAA